GACCUUAUGCAGUUAUUUGUUAUUUGACACAGGGCACUAACACCCUCACGUAGUCUACACGUCUUUUAUACAUGUUUGCGUGUAUAAACACAUGCGGUUUUUGAAUUGUCAAGUGUCAUUAUCAUUAUAGAUUCCUUAAUUACAUUUAAUUAUUUGUAAAUCCUCAUUUGUUCGUUAUAUUAAUCUGAAUACUGUAGAAACAGGACGGAAUUAUAAUUCAAAAACUUUAUAAACAACAAUAAGACAAAUUUAACGAAUAAUGACUGACAAGAAGAGUGUUUUAAUGAUAUGUUUAGGCAAUAUAUGCCGUUCGCCGAUAGCCGAAGCAGUAUUCGACGAUUAUAUUAAAAAAAAUAAUUUAGAGGAGCAAUGGGAGGUGAAGAGCGCCGCUCUAAUAGGUUAUCAUACUGGCAAAAGUCCCGAUAAACGAGCAAUGACUACACUUAAAGAAAAAGGAAUUACGACAUAUUCACAUGCAGCAAGACCUAUAAAGAAAGAUGAUUUUGUGAAUUUCGAUUGGAUAUUUGGCAUGGAUGAGGAAAAUAUGGAAGAACUGGAAAGAAUGAAACCAAAAAAUGCUAAAGCAAAAUUAGAACUCUUGGGAAAAUAUGAUCCUGAAGGAGAAAUAAUUAUAAGAGAUCCUUAUUAUGACAGCGGUCGAGAAGGAUUUGUGAAAGCAUUCGAGCAGUGCACAAGAAAUGUUGAGGCAUUUUUUAAUGAACAUAAAUAGAAUAAUAUUUUUUUAAGGUUAUGUUCUAAAUAGAUAAUAAAUAUUUUUAAUUUUUA
Leptopilina heterotoma is the source of this 786-nucleotide messenger RNA. Its product is annotated as low molecular weight phosphotyrosine protein phosphatase 1-like. The record is from RefSeq and is a predicted model, not a curated record. Gene Ontology annotation, cellular component: cytoplasm. The coding region runs from base 260 to 730 and encodes 156 amino acids. Gene Ontology annotation, biological process: protein dephosphorylation. NCBI's taxonomy places the organism in Eukaryota, Metazoa, Arthropoda, Insecta, Hymenoptera, Figitidae. Gene Ontology annotation, molecular function: non-membrane spanning protein tyrosine phosphatase activity; acid phosphatase activity. The transcript has 5 exons.